AUGGAUCUAUGGUUGGUUGAGGCAUCUCUAACUGGAAAUAUAGAGUCCUUGCACCAACUGCUGAGAGAAAAUCCACUAAUCCUUGACAAAAUGGCAGUAUUUUCUUCAGAAAAUCCUUUGCACAUUGCUUCGAUUCCCGGCCAUGUUGACUUUGUUAAAGAGAUGGUAAGACUAAAACCAGAAUUUGCCAAAGAAAUCAAUCAAGAAGGCUUCAGUGCAGUGCACAUGGCAGCUGCCUGUGGCUGUGUAGAGAUUGUGCAGGAGCUGUUGAAAGUUGAUCCCAGACUUAGCCGAUUAGAAGGGAAAGAGAAUGUAACUCCUCUUCAUUGUGCAGCUAUCAAAGGAAGGGCAGAGGUCAUAAGUGUAAUGCUUUCCAGUUGCCCUGAUUGUAUUGAAGAUUUGACUGUUCAAAAAGAGACUGCUUUGCACCUUGCUAUCAAGAACAACCAAUUUGAAGCAGUAAAAGCACUGGUGGAUUGGAUCAGAGAAAUGGACAAAGAAGACAUCUUGAACGUGAAGGAUGAGCUAGGUAAUACAGCUCUGCACCUUGCAACCUGGAAAAAACAACGCCAGGCAAGUUAA
Molecule: messenger RNA, 582 nt
Organism: Dovyalis caffra
Lineage: Eukaryota; Viridiplantae; Streptophyta; Magnoliopsida; Malpighiales; Salicaceae
Source: the annotation of a GenBank genome assembly